Aspergillus mulundensis is the source of this 1017-nucleotide messenger RNA. RefSeq lists its product as uncharacterized. Bases 1 to 1017 code for a protein of 338 amino acids. The record is from RefSeq and is a predicted model, not a curated record. Lineage: Eukaryota; Fungi; Ascomycota; Eurotiomycetes; Eurotiales; Aspergillaceae. The transcript is spliced from 3 exons.
AUGUUCUCCCGAUCCAAGCCAAAACUACCUGAAGCGAUAACCCGCUGUUACCAGCUUAAGGUUAUCCACAAUGCCCUCGGCAAGCGCAUCCGCAUCCCAUCGUCCGAGCUCGCGGGGCUCGACAUCCGGCGUGAAGUCAUGGAUCUUAAGGACAAUGGACCACAUUUCUUUGCCCCGUAUAGAGACGUUAUUCUCAAGCCACGAUAUGACGAUAGCGACGAUGAGAUCGACGACGAAAGUGAUGACAAAAGUGACAACAAGGGCGACGACAAAAGCGACGACCAAAGCAACGACAAAAGCGACGACCAAAGCAACGACAAAAGCGACGACAAAAGCGACGACAAAAGCGACGACAAGAGCAACGACAAGAGCAACGACGAAAGCAACGACAGAAGCGACGACAAGAGCAACGACGAAAGCGACUACUAUUUCAACUGGGACGAAAUCAUUGGUGAAAAGCCCUUCUGGAACGCGCACGCCCUCGCAGGAUAUCUCAGCGGUUACGCCGGGAACUGCGAACUACCAAAUGAGGAUGUAAGCCCUGAAGGUAUUUGCUAUGCCGAUUGGGGCGACUACGGCUUCGGCGACCUCGUUGAUCUCACGGACGGCUCCCAGUGGCAGCUAAAGACAGCGUGGUACAUGCUCGAUGAAACAGCGCCGCACAUUGUCGCCAUCCUGAUUAGCGAAAUGGCGCUGACGGCCGAGGACGGAACCCCGCUGUUCGCUGACCCCGACGACGUCCCGCUCUUCCACGGCGAGAUCAAGACGGCGAUUUGCAUCACGCGCGCGCGGUUGUGCACGACUUCUCUGCAUAUGAAUGUUAAUGCGCCGGUUUUGAUAUUCUCCUCUAUUGGCGAACACCAUGUUCGAGUCAUUGAGGCGUACCAUGACGGGCAUGGGCUUGUUAUGCGUGUUACCAGGCCGUUUGAUAUGGAGAAGCGGAAUGAUGCGUUGCUCCUUCUGCUGUUGAGGUGGAUGCUUGGUGGUGCUAGUGACAAGUCAACGAAGCUUUGCUGA